This is a messenger RNA of Neopsephotus bourkii (Bourke's parrot), 2504 nucleotides long. Its product is annotated as ras GTPase-activating protein 4-like. Gene Ontology annotation, biological process: regulation of GTPase activity; intracellular signal transduction. The transcript is spliced from 20 exons. NCBI's taxonomy places the organism in Eukaryota, Metazoa, Chordata, Aves, Psittaciformes, Psittacidae. The record is from RefSeq and is a predicted model, not a curated record. The coding region runs from base 94 to 2493 and encodes 799 amino acids.
CUGCUCUGGUCCGCACAUGGGAGCGGGGCUGGGGGAGCCGCGGGUUCGAGGCUGCGCUCGGCUCCGUUGCGCUCCGCUGCCCGCCCGCCCGCCAUGGCCCGGCGCAGCGCGCUCUCCAUCCGCAUCGUGGAGGGCAAGAACCUGCCCGCCAAGGACAUCACAGGGAGCAGCGACCCGUACUGCAUCGUGAAGAUCGACGAUGAGGCCAUCAUCAGGACUGCCACGGUGUGGAAGACACUGUCCCCGUUCUGGGGCGAGGAAUACGAGGUGCACCUCCAGCCCACCUUUCACAGCAUCUCCAUCUAUGUCAUGGAUGAGGAUGCGCUCAGCCGCGAUGAUGUUAUCGGGAAGGUCUGCAUCACCCGGGACAUGCUUGUGGAGCACCCCAAGGGAUACAGCGGCUGGAUGAGCCUCAGCGAGGUGGACCCCGAUGAGGAGGUGCAGGGGGAGAUCCACCUGCGGGUGGAGGUGGUGGGGGGCCCGGAAUGGCGGCUGCGCUGUGCUGUGCUGGAGGCCAGGGAUUUGGCCAGGAAGGACAGGAAUGGUGCCUCCGACCCUUUUGUCCGCUUGCGCUACAACGGGAAGACACAGGAGAGCACAGUGGUGAAGAGAUCCUGCUACCCGCGCUGGAACGAGACCUUCGAGUUCGAGCUGGCCGAGCCCGCGGGGGAGAAGCUGUGCGUGGAGGUGUGGGACUGGGACCUGGUGGGCAAGAACGACUUCCUGGGCAAGGUGGUGUUCGGGGUGCAGGGGCUGGCGGAGGCCGGGCAGGAGGAGGGAUGGUUCAGGCUGCGUCCGGACGCGUCCAAGGCGAGGGAGGAUGGGCGCCAAGGCAGCCUGGGCUCGCUGCAGCUGCAGGUGAGGCUGCGGGACGAGACGGUGCUGCCCUCGCACUGCUACCGGCCGCUGGUCCAGCUCCUGUGCCAGGAGGUGAAGUCGGGGCUCCAGGAUGGCCAAGUGCAUCUGGUCACCCUCCUGGAUGAAACCACCACAGCCGAGUGCCGGCAGGAGGUCGCCAUCAGCUUGGUCAAACUCUUCCUGGGCCAAGGGCUGGUCAAGGAGCUCCUGGACCUGCUCUUCGAGUUGGAGCUGGCCAAGCCCUGCGAGCCCAACACUUUGUUCCGGAGCAACUCCCUGGCCUCCAAGUCGAUGGAGUCCUUCCUCAAGGUGACGGGGCUGCCGUACCUGCAUGCUGUGCUGGGCCCUACCAUCAACCGCGUGUUCGAGGAGAGGAAGCACGUGGAGCUGGACCCCGGCAAGGUGGAGACCAAGGAUGUUGGGUGCUCGGGGCUGCACCGGGUGCAGACGGAGGGUGAGGUGAUCGAGCAGGGCCGCCAGCACCUCCAGUCCUACCUGGAGGAGCUGCUGGAUGCCAUCGUCAGGUCGGCUCCCAUGUGUCCCCCCGUUAUCCGCGCUGUGUUCCGGCUGCUCUUCCAGCGCGUCGGGGAGCGCUUCCCACAGCACCAGCACAUCAAGUUCAUGGCCGUCACCAGCUUCCUUUGCCUCCGCUUCUUCUCUCCGGCCAUCAUGACCCCCAAGCUCUUCCACCUGCGGGAUGCUCACGCUGAUGCUCGCACCAGCCGCACGCUGCUGCUGCUGGCCAAGGCCAUCCAGAUGGUGGGCAACAUGGAGCCAGCAGCCGGGCGGGCCAAGGAGCUGUGGUUGGCCCCGCUGCUGCCCACCCUGCAGCAGGGCAUCGCCCGGAUGAAGGACUUCAUCACCCGGCUGGUGGAGAUGGAGGAGGAGGAGGAGGAGGAAGGUGAGGGGCAGCCACUGCCCCCCCCCAGCGCGGUGCUGAAGGAGGGGCUGCUCUUUGUGCACAAGACACGGGGCAAGGGGCCGCUGCUGAGCGCUGCAUCCAAGAAGCUCCACUUCUGCCUCACUGGGGAGAGCCUCAGCUUCAGCAAGAGCCCUGGAGCCGAGCAGAGCGGUGCCAUCGCCCUGCCCGACAUCCUUGCUGCAGAGAAGGUGGAGGAGAAGAGCUUCGGGAGCGCCCACGUCAUGCAGGUGGUUUACAUGGAUGCGGGCGGGCAGCAGGAGACCGCUUACUUGCAGUGCAAGUGUGUGAAUGAGCUCAACCAGUGGCUGUCAGCCCUGCGCAAGGCGUGCGGCAACAACCCCCGUGUGCUCCGUGCCUACCACCCCGGCGUCUUCCGCGGGGACAAGUGGAGCUGUUGCCACCAGAGGGACAGGAUGGGGCCGGGCUGUGACCGGACCCGGCACGGGGUCACCCUGCAGGACUGGAGCGACCCCAUGGACCCUGCGGUGGAGGCGCAGCGCCUGUUCCAUCACCUCCAGGGGCUGCGGGACACCCUCAGGGAAAAGUACUGGGAGCUGCUGGAGGACACCCAAAACGGUCCUCAAGGAGAAGGUGCCCCCCUGCCUGAGGGGCUGCGCCGGCUCUUUGGGGUGCUGGGGGAGCUGGAGAGCUGCCACCGCCAGGCACAGCCCCCAGCCCCCCCCACGCCCACCCUGCUGCAGCUGCAGACAUGAGGGACCCCCCC